UGAUGAUAUACUGACGAUUAUCAGUAUAUGAAUGGUCGAUUUAUUUCACGCACACUGAAAUGUGGCGUUUGAUAUCAAUAAUUUUAUCCUACUGGAUACUAGGGAUUCACUGUGAUUCCCCUAUUGUGACUCUACCAACAGGAAAGAUUCAAGGACUAGUUUCUAAAACGUACAGGCAUGGCAAAACAUUUUAUGGGUUCUUGGGUAUUCCAUAUGCAGCACCACCAAUCGGAACUCUGAGAUUCAAACCACCACAACAAUUGGAGAACUGGAAAGGUGUGCUACAAACUAAAUCACUAACAAAAAUGUGCUAUAAUGUCCAGAAGGAACUGCCACGUCAAAAUGAGGAUUGUUUAUACCUGAACGUUUUUUCACCAGUGAAGCCGUACAGUAAUGCGAGUUUACCAGUUAUUGUGAAUAUAUAUGGUGGUGGAUUCGUUCAUGGAAGUGCGACAUCUGAUAUCAAGAGGCCACAGAAUUUCUUGGAACAAGAUGUACUUGUAGUUGAUUUCAACUAUCGAGUUGGACCAUUUGGAUUUCUUUCAACUGGCGAUGAGGUGAUUUCUGGUAAUAUGGGACUGAAAGAUCAACAGUUCGCACUGAAAUGGGUUCAGACAAAUAUUCAUUUAUUUGGAGGAGAUGCAGCAAAAGUGACCAUCAUGGGACAGAGUGCGGGAGGAGCAUCAGUUACUUAUCAUAUAUUGAGUCCAGGAUCGGCAGGUCUAUUUAGAGCUGCUAUCGCCCAGAGUUCCUCAGCUCUUUGUCCUUUCGCCUAUCAGGACGAUGGUGUUGAAAUAGCUUAUGGAAUAGCUGGUUUGAUUGAUCCAAAUUUUGAUAGGAAUCGCACAAGUCAGGAGCUCUUGGAUUUCUUACAGAGUGUAGAUGUGGAAGAAAUCACGAAUACAGCUGAUAAAUAUCACAUUUUUGCUCCGACUAUAGAAGUGGAACAACCAGAUGCAUUCAUAACGGAACCAAUGUUUGAAUUGGCUAAAUAUGGAAAACUGAACAGAGUACCCCUAAUGAUAGGGUUCUGCUCAGAGGAAGAGAUCAAACAUUUGAGCGAUUUAUCCAAUUGGAGAAAAUUCGUUAGGAAAUCCUACUCGAAUGACGAAUCACUUGUUCCUUCUAGCAUGAAUAUUGUGGACGGCAAAAUUCUACUGGAAAUUGGAACAGAAAUCAGAAGCGUUUAUACUAACCAAACAAAUUUAGUAGAUGACCUAGGACGUGCAUUACAAAUGCUCAGCGAUAAUCAGUACAUCAGACCAGUGAUAAAAUUUGCAGAAUUAUUAUCCCAAUAUAGUGAUGUAUUCCUUUAUCAAUUCUCAUACCAAGGAGCAAUAUCCAAUAAUCACAUCAAUGUCGAAGGAGUGUCCGGAGUAGGACAUUCUGAGGACAUGAAGUACUUAUGGACAUAUUUCACGGAUCUGGACUCCUUCCCAUUAUCGGAUGUGCAGACAGUUGAUAGAUAUGUAGGCUUAUCUACUAAUUUCGUAAAAUACUUGAAUCCAACACCGAUAGCUGAAGAUUCAUUUAGUAAUAUCACAUUCCCCAGACUUACCAGAGAUGAAAUGAACUAUAUGGAUAUUAGUUCAGAACUACUGAUCAAGAAGCAUCCUAGAGAAUUCUCAUACGAGAAAUGGAACGAAUUGUUCGAAGCUCAUGCCAAUGAACCCUUGAUCACAUACUGAAAUGAAUAAUAUGACAAUUUCAUAAAAUUCAUUAAACAGUAAUCAGAAUUGGAAAUCAGUCAUUCCAAUGUAUGAAAUUGGUUGAAAUAAACUGUUUAGCUCACAAGAAGUGUAUAAUCAUUAUAAACUAUUCAAUUACACUGAAUAGAAUUGAUUGAUUGAUAUGACGAUUCCCUCUUGAUAGAACUAAUGAGAUUGAAAACCUAUCAUAGCAUCGAAAAACUCCAACAGUGACUAAAAAGACUCAACUGGUCUCAAUAUUCAUAUGAUUAUCAAUUUUUUCAUGAUCACGUUCAUCAUAUUCUGUGGAACAGGAAGUUCAUGAGUUCUAAAGAAUUCAUAAUGUGAAUGCGAACGAAACACCCGCAAUCAGUAUCCGUUUUAUACGAAACGUAGAUUCCAGGAGGAUGUAAUCCAACGUAGUGCGUGGCAUCGGUCAGGAAAGUGGUUCUUUGUCUACUGACAAAUUUGAUUAUUGUUGUUUAUUUUAUCGAAUACCCAUUGAGAUUAUUUCGAGUAAUUGCUGCGAUGAUAACAGGUAUUCACAAGUAGCUAUGAAGAAUAAGACAAUA
Molecule: messenger RNA, 2260 nt
Organism: Phaedon cochleariae (mustard beetle)
Lineage: Eukaryota; Metazoa; Arthropoda; Insecta; Coleoptera; Chrysomelidae
Source: the annotation of a GenBank genome assembly